Salvia miltiorrhiza (redroot sage) is the source of this 816-nucleotide messenger RNA. RefSeq names its product protein FAR1-RELATED SEQUENCE 1-like. Gene Ontology annotation, biological process: regulation of DNA-templated transcription. NCBI's taxonomy places the organism in Eukaryota, Viridiplantae, Streptophyta, Magnoliopsida, Lamiales, Lamiaceae. The coding region runs from base 1 to 816 and encodes 271 amino acids. The record is from RefSeq and is a predicted model, not a curated record. Gene Ontology annotation, molecular function: zinc ion binding. The transcript is spliced from 2 exons.
AUGUCAAACAACCCCAUUGAGCAGCACACAUCUGAUAUAUACACGAAGAAGAUUUUCUUGGAAGUGCAGGUAGAGAUUAUUGAGGCACUCAAUCGUUGCUGCAUUAAGUCUAUGGACACAGGUCAUGCAGAGCAUAAGUAUUUUGUUGACGAUCGAUCAAGCGGUGUAUUCUUUGUGGCUCAUAACAUGGUAGAUGACACAAUAGUUUGCUCAUGCAAAAAGUUUGUGAAGGUUGGAUUGGUUUGCCGACAUAUGUUCGUUGUAAUGCAUAAUAUUGGGUUGAAGUCUAUCCCACAAAAAUACAUUGUUGGUAGAUGGUUGAAGGAUGCGGGGGCCAGUGUGAUUACAUCUGAUGGUAGAAAAGCUCAGAACAAGCCUUUGGUUUCGGAAGCAUUUAGGUGCAUUGCUAUUGCCGAGGGGAACGAGUCUUUAACUGAAUCUCUCCUGAAUGAAUUGAAAAGUUGGGCAGAUGCUAAUGAGACGCAGCCAACAAAUUCUGUAUCUGCUAAGGAAAGGACCUUCCAGAUGUUCUAUGGAGCAAAACUACCUACAGAAAUAAAUGUUCAUCCCCCUGAUCCCGUUAAAACAAAAGGCAAAAUUGAUCCUGCAUAUUUUGAAAGAAAGAAAUGCUCUCUCUUGAACGCGUUUGAGAACAGAGAUUUUGGUCAUCCUUUCGGCGUCGGCGACGUCUUCUCCGGCGUGUCUGCCAGAGUCACGAGGACGGCCUCCUCCUUUCCGGUGCGGCGCGGACUCUUCUCCUCCAGCGAUAUAUUCUCUAAAUUCCGGUGGGCAACUACACAGCGAUAUAUUCUCUAA